This is a messenger RNA of Camellia sinensis, 2889 nucleotides long. Its product is annotated as cell division control protein 48 homolog C. Gene Ontology annotation, molecular function: ATP binding; ATP hydrolysis activity. NCBI's taxonomy places the organism in Eukaryota, Viridiplantae, Streptophyta, Magnoliopsida, Ericales, Theaceae. The record is from RefSeq and is a predicted model, not a curated record.
CGGGUUUAAGAACGUGCCCCACUGAACUGACUCACCCGAGAUGCCAAAACCCUAAGCUAAAAACCCUUGAAUCCUUCUCAUGUUUCUGUCUCUCUCUCUGCACUUCAUUUCCCUCGAGGCUUCGAUCUGAAGACCAGAGAGAUGAAAAUGGGAAGUAGAAGAAGAGGCGGUGGCGGCGGUGGCGGUUCGCCGUCGAAACGAGUCCUCUGCCGCCGCAUCGAGUCCUGCAAGAGCAAUCACGCCACCGUCGACGAACUCGUCGCCAACCUCCGCAUGAACUUUCCCGAGUACGGUCGACACAAGCUUCAACCUUUCACCAGAACCGUUCAACAGACCCUAGAACACCACAUGAAGUCCAAGAAAACCAUCAAAUCAAGCAGUCUAGGCCGUCCUUCAACAUCAAAUCACCACGAAUACCAAGAUAAUCAUCGUCCCGCUCGUAAGAAGAUGAAGAUAAUAGAUGCGAGUGACGAGAGGUUGCAGCAAUUGGAGAAUCAGCACAUUCGGAGGAAUCAAAGGGGCCAGUCCACAUCGGAGUCGGAGUCGGCAGAUGGGACAGACGGUGCGGUUUCGACCUCCGAAGAUGCGGUUUACGGGGAGAAAUUCGAGCCGGAGUUCGAUUUGAUGAAGUCGAUGCUGCGUGAUAUGUACAGCGAAUCGAAGGAUGCCAGUAAAUUGAAGAAUGUGGAAUUGGAGGUUGUUAAUAAUAAUAAUAAUAAGGUUACUAAGAAGGUUGACUUGUUUGGAGGUGAUAGUGGUUUUGGGAAAAGAGAUGCAAAAGGUUUUAGUGGUGGUGGUGAGGAGGAGGAGGUGAAGGGUAAGGAUGGGCUGAGAUUUAGGGACUUGGGUGGGAUGGAAGGAGUUGUGGAGGAGUUAAAGAUGGAGGUGAUUGUUCCACUCUACCAUCCUCAGUUGCCAAGGUGGCUUGGGGUGAGGCCGAUGGCCGGGAUUUUGUUGCACGGGCCGCCGGGGUGUGGAAAGACUAAACUGGCUCAUGCCAUUGCUAAUGAGACCGGAGUUCCAUUCUAUAAGAUUUCAGCUACUGAAUUGGUCUCUGGUAUUUCAGGUGCAUCGGAAGAAAACAUUCGGGAGCUUUUUGCAAAAGCAUAUAGGACAGCACCGUCUAUUGUAUUUAUUGAUGAGAUUGAUGCAAUUGCUUCAAAAAGGGAGAAUUUACAGAGGGAAAUGGAGAGAAGGAUUGUGACACAGUUGAUGACUUGCAUGGAUGAAUCACACAGGCUUGUACAACCGGCUGAUGUUGAUCCAAAUGCAGAAAGUUCCAAUAUCAGACCUGGCUAUGUUCUGGUAAUUGGAGCUACCAACAGGCCCGAUGCGGUUGAUCCUGCAUUAAGGAGGCCUGGACGAUUUGAUCGGGAGAUUGUUUUAGGUGUUCCAGAUGAAAAUGCAAGGGUUCAGAUUCUUUCUGUUCUUACACGCAAUCUCAGACUUGAGGGUGCUUUUGAUCUUCUGAAAAUAGCCAGGUCCACGCCAGGGUUUGUUGGAGCAGACUUGGCAGCCCUAGCUAAUAAGGCUGGUAACCUUGCUAUGAAGAGAAUUAUUGACAGAAGAAAGUCUCAGCAAUCUAGAGAACCCACAGAUGAGGAUACUGAAGAUUGGUGGAGGCUUCCAUGGUUGCCUGAAGAGAUGGAAAACCUUAGCAUCACUAUGGCCGAUUUCGAGGAAGCAGCUAAAUUGGUUCAACCCUCUUCUAGAAGAGAAGGGUUCUCUGCCAUUCCUAAUGUAAAAUGGGAAGAUGUUGGGGGCCUCCAUUUGCUAAGGCAGGAAUUUGACCGUUACAUAGUUAGGCGUAUAAAAUAUCCUGAGGAUUAUGAGGGAUUUGGGGUUGAUCUAGAGACAGGAUUUUUGCUUUAUGGACCUCCGGGCUGUGGUAAAACAUUGAUUGCUAAGGCUGUUGCCAAUGAGGCGGGAGCCAAUUUCAUACAUAUCAAGGGUCCUGAACUUUUGAACAAAUAUGUUGGAGAAAGCGAGUUGGCAGUUAGGACAAUAUUCAGUCGUGCAAGAACGUGUUCUCCAUGCAUACUUUUCUUUGAUGAGGUGGAUGCUUUGACUACAAAGCGCGGCAAAGAAGGGGGCUGGGUUGUUGAGCGGCUCCUGAACCAGCUACUGGUAGAGCUGGAUGGUGCAGAGCAGCGACAGGGUGUUUAUGUCAUUGGUGCUACAAAUAGACCUGAGGUGAUGGACCGUGCUGUCUUACGGCCUGGAAGAUUUGGGAAACUCCUGUAUGUCCCUCUCCCGAGUCCAGAUGAGCGUGGGUUGAUCUUAAAAGCUCUUGCUAGGAAAAAGCCUAUAGAUGCCAGUGUGGACUUAAUUGCCAUUGGGAGGGAUGAAGCUUGUGAAAACCUUAGUGGAGCUGAUCUUUCUGCACUGAUGAAUGAAGCAGCCAUGGCUGCACUCGAAGAGAAACUGAUUGCCCAAAGUAGUAGUUCAGAUGCCACGUCAUUGACUAUCAAUAAAACGCAUUUUGAGCAGGCUCUGGAAAAGAUCUCUCCAUCUGUCUCAAGCAAGCAAAAACAGUACUACCAACUUUUGUCAGAAAGCUUCAAAGCAGUGUGAGAGUAGACUUGGGAAAAUGGAGUAUUUGUUGAUGGUUUUUGAGAUAAUCAGAUUAUUUUUAUUUUUUUUAUUUUUAUAAUCAAUUUUGUAGAUAUUGUGGAUUGUUUUCUAGUUGCUACUAUGCGUGAGAUUGCAACAAAUAAUCUGGAGAUAACUUAUCUGACCUGAAUAUAGGUUUCAUCCCUAUGCUAGGAAAAGAUUUUGUAGUAGUGAAGAAUGAUGUAUUUGGCUUACAUGUCAUUUCAUAGAGAAGGUUUGUUCUCAUUACUUGGCUAACAUGGUACUUCAAUUUUCAGAAUUUACUAUUUUGGUUUU